Messenger RNA from Anopheles funestus (African malaria mosquito), 12104 nucleotides. Its product is annotated as probable serine/threonine-protein kinase cdc7. Bases 6162 to 10835 code for a protein of 1557 amino acids. The transcript has 7 exons. The record is from RefSeq and is a predicted model, not a curated record. Lineage: Eukaryota; Metazoa; Arthropoda; Insecta; Diptera; Culicidae.
UUUUCAUUCGUCUAAACUCCUUCAUGUAGCUGAGAUUAAAUCGUAACGGAGUUUCUAGAUCUGUUAUAGACGUUUAUUACACAAGGCAAAUCUUAAACGCACCAAAUAUCAUCACGUGACUCAUAAACACAACAUAAAAUCUGGCAAAACGACAUAUACGCCCGAACUGAUUGGCCACCGGGAAUUGAGCGCGUGCAUUUGCAUAUAGGGAACGCACUCAGAAAUUAUAAAUAGUACAAACGAUCCCUUUACGAUCACUUGCAGCUUGAAUUAGAUUAAAAAUGUGUGCACAAAACGUAAAGUUUGUGAGCAAAACUAGGUCUCAAUCCGUUUUUUGAUAUUUAUAGACAACUUGUGAUGUCUUCUAGUCAGGCGCUCACCGUAAGAGAGUUCGUUUGUUGGUCGCAUCCAGAGAGUCCGAUAGCCUUCGCAACACGUACACGUACGGCAAGCCUGCUAAAGGUUGGCACGUGAGCUUCUUGCAUGGUCAAUGGUUGUACGUGAGGUGCGUGAGAUCCAUUUCAUAAUGCGGCGCAUUUCCGGUGAGCGGACGACCGUGUGAGUCGCUGUCUUCCUAUAUUGUUUCGGUGGGCAUCCUUUCUCUUACCGUCUUGCAGGUACUAGUUAGUAUUUGCAUAGUCACUGGGGCUGCAAAUUGGCGAGCGAUUUUUGUUUUCUCACCCCCGCGAAACACACGCACCGCGAGACGGAAAAUGGGGAAGCGUGUAAGAAAGUGAAAAAAAUGGGGCCUUCAACCUGUGGUCGCGUCACCCUUACGCUAUCAUUAUGCUUUGCAACCGAGAGCCUAUCAAUCGUUCGCAUCGAAUCAGAUCCGGUCGGUCGCGUCUAGGAGUUGGUUAAAUGGUGGGAAAUGUGUUUCGGGCAGCAAACGAAAGCGUCAAGGUUUUAGUAAACUUUCGCCAUUUCCAUCAUGCCGUAACCGAUCAUGGUCCACGCGCUAGGCAGGUUGUGGAGGUUCGCCGCGGGUUUUCUUGUGGGAAGCGAUUUUUUUCCUCUCUACCGUCGGUUCUCACUCCCCGGUUGCCUUGGCACAGGUUUUGUAAAUAUUUGCUAGUGGCGUUCUCCGCUGAACUCUUGAACCUGCGCCAGUCAUUAAGCAGAUUGUUUAUCAUCUGGAGCACGGAGGCUUUCUAUUGUAGCAUAUUUUGUAGCUCAUUUCUUGUGGAUGAAUCUUAUUGCAUGAAGUGUGGAUUGCUACUAAAUGCCGAUAAUUGCGCUACAUGCGCUAGACAGAGGUCACAUUACCCACCUCUUGGCUCUUGGGUUUGUUCUCGCUUCCGUUGCAGUUUUUGUAGCAAUAUGAGAAAAACACGACGAUUUCCCCAGUGUUUGAUGGUAGCUUGUUAGGCGCAGCAGGAGGAGUUAUGUCGACAUUACAACACCGUUAGCGUACAGGGAACGGUACAAGUGACAAGAUGAAAAAACAAAUAGUGAAGAAUAACGUGCACCGCAUCAAACAUCCGCCCAGCAUGUUGUACGCGUGCUUCAAUGCAAAUUAAUUUGGUACGAACGGAAAAACAUAUGUUCUUGGAAGGUUGAUGAUUUGUAUUCGGUUGAGCGAUAUAUCAUUAGUUUUUGUUGGUUAAAUACAUAAUUUAUACAGGUUUAGUAUACUCGAUACGAACGUAACUUAUUUUACAAAUGAUACCUAUCCCCCGAGUGGCUAAGCCAAAAUUUAGCCACUAUUGCUAGUAUGUUUUAAACGAAUUAAGAAACGGUUAGACACUGAAAUCCGUUGCCUUUAAUCGUGUUAGAAAAACAGAUGCAAGGUGUUGUUGUACGCCGAACGUAAAUAGAAAAAUUAUAGUUACACACCGCUUGAUAUACCGUCCAACCAAAGUCAUUUUCCGAAGGGGGUUUAUUUCUCGCAAGAGUGAUUGCAGGGUAGAACAACUAUGUAUUGUAAAUGCUAUGUUGCUAAAAUGCUUAAAAUACUGAUUAACAAUCCAUACGAGUAGGGUUUUGUUUUGUGUUAGGCUUUUAACGGGAACCUUAAUUUGAAAAGUACACCAAAAGCAAUAAAUCGUUAUUUCAGAGGCCAUGCUUAGUGCACAUUUGAUACUCCCUGACCUAACGGACACAUCGUACAUGGAGUCGUUUUCGUCGAACCAUCCAUCUUCCAUAAGUUAUGCAAAAUACAACGAGCCACAAAUUGUGCAACAGACCUUCGCUAAUGCAUUGACUUCUUGUAUGGUGCUACCACUGGCGUCCACUUUUGCGGCAUCCCGCACGAUCUUCAUAUCGGAUCCGUAAAGAUUUGCAAUCUAUAACUUAUGUGUUCCGCUUUCCGGUCACUGACGUCCACCACCACCAAGCAGUAUCGUUUGUGUGGCUCUGGAGAAGUUCCACUCGAUUGUACUGCAAAAGAUGCAAUGUGUCGCAGUAAAGCAAUAUUCAUUAAAUCAUUGAAGCGUGUUGCAAAUGAUUUCAUUUCUUGUACUUUUAUACGGAAAGAGAAGCUGCGUAGUGCAUGGUGAUACGGAUCGUAUACAUUUUCUCAGACAAAUCUAUUAGCUGUCCAUAGUGUUGGUAGAAUUGAUGAAAAGACGCCUCCACAGAUCCAAGAUGUAUGCAUUAGCACCGUCGUUCUAUUUCUGCUUCCAUUCUUAUGAACCACUCACGACACUGUUGUAAUGUAAGCUGGCAAAACGGUAGCAACGAGCGCGAUAUAUAUCCUAUUGGCUCUUUCCUAAUGCGGCGGCACACAUUGUGUGGGAGCCUACGGAAAGUAAGGCAUUGUGUAGAAAAUGCGCGUUCUAAAAUGUCUUGUUUUGCCCUUUUUCUCAGACGUUCUAUCAGUGGCUAAGACGGAACGGCAAAAUUUAAGGGAGACACGAAAAUCAAAACACAACAUAAACAAACGCUACGCUACCGCACAGAACUGCAUUCGAGAAUGCUAAAGUAGAAGCCCGCGUGCAGAGGAAAUGUGAGUAAACGCGUUACAAAAAUAAAACGACAUCUCCGACGGGAGCAGUGAGCUGCGAUUUCCUCGUGUUGAACAGUGUGAUGAUGAUGCAAAGACACAGCUUCAGUCACUGUUGCUAAUGCUUGAGAAGCGGAGAGCCUAGAUUAUCGGAGUUCGGGCUGGCCGUUGAUUCGUGGCUUUCUCGUAACGAGGUGUAAUCUGAUUUGUUUAACAUUAUUGAAUUGUUUAUACAGCACCAAACUAUGUUCAGUUGACACAUGUCUUAUAUUGGGAAAAUGAAGUUAAUCUGCUACAUUCAGACAUUUCCAACAAUUUGCCCUCUUAUUGUAGCGCGUUUAUAAGACCGAUAUGGUGAGACAUAUGUUGGCUUUACUCAUCAUUUUUAUUCGCGCAUCUCUAGCUAUUCUGACUGAAACGGGCCGUUGAUGUGUCUUGACACGGAAUCGCCUACACGUACACUACGGUUUCAGCUGAGAGGACAGCAGAAACUCAAACAGACCAGAGUUGGAGAGAUGGGUGGUACGAGUGUUUUAUUUACAUCACUCAACCGUAUAGCGAUGCAAGCCGCAGUUCUGUGAAGAAGAUCGUACCAGAGGCGCGUCAGUUUUCAGACGCCUUUGAACGCUUCCUAAUCUCAUCGUAUAUUCUCAUGUUUCUUACUGUAACGUGCGGGAACUUCGGGUGCCAGUAUUUCUCAUUAUACACGUUUUGCAAAUUGUGGUAGCCAUCUUUAAGAACGGAGAGCUAUCGUAAAGGAAAAUCUUUAUUUCUAGUACGAAAAGUACAGCAUUUUUUUUUUCGAUAAAAAAUUUAUUAAAAUAUGAAAUCGUUAUUUCACACCUAACUUCAUGUCAGAAACUAUGAAACAAUGCGUUAGUGAAUACGCAUACGCUGGUAUUAAAAAGUAUUAAUGCAUCAAAGUAUAUCGCUUGAUCGAUUUGUUCUAUUGUUCACUUACGGAUAAGAUUAAUGGAAAGAAAAUAAAAUACUUUUCUCACCUUCUUCAAACACCGUUAAUGUGUCCGAAUGAUCAUGGAAGCUCUAUGGCCCGAGAAACUUUGCUUUGACGGUUGCCGGAGAGAUAGCUAAGACGAACGUGAAUGUAAUAUCGCUACAAAGCGAUGACUCCCAGUGCGCCAGUACCGCGAAAGAGAGCCCUUUUUUCGGUCUCGACGCACAAUUGUGCGAGCGCGUCCGGAGAGCGAGGGCAAGAUGAGUUUUCUCACUGCUCGACGAAUUUAGUAGCAUCGCGACUUCUACGGCAUCAAGAUCAGUGAUAGAAACAGAAGCAUCGGUAACAGAAGCAGCAGCUGCAGCGUACUACACGUAUGGCUUUGAUGAGCCGGUGGUGUCGGACGCAAAGUUUGUAUGUUUGCCAUGAUUAAAGUGUUUGUGUGCCCUCAUGGUGAUCAUGGAAGAUCAAUAGACCGUGAUUUUUAUUUCUACCUGCUCUUAGCAAAGUGCCAGUACGACUUAGUGUCGUUGAUAGUGUUGAAUAGUUCAAACUUCUUCUUUUGACCGCAACUAAUUUAGCUCGGAAAGUGCAAAGGAAAAGUGCAUUAAGCCUAGUGUUGUAUUCAUCCUCUAGAUUUGAAUGUCAUUUAAAGUAGGCUUUUCCGGGAAUAGAGUGCACCUUGAUGUAAUCAAUGAAAGGCGGCAAUAUGUUUGCAAUGUGCAGCAUGUUAAUUGAAGGUGGGGACGGUGCGAACCUUAGUUGUGGUUGAAUGAUGGUUGCAGAAGGAAUCAAAUUUCUCCGUUCGAGUUAUUUAACUUUGGGUACAACUGUAUAGCGCAAGCAUCAUGAGAACGGUAGUGUGAAACGUGGCAUUUACAUAGGAAUAGCAUCCGGGAGAUUAAAUUUCCCAAAAGCCGCUCAUCAAAGAGCAGGCUUAACUUGUGCAACAAUGUUUCCCGUACAUAAUGAUCCACGUGUGUUUCCCGCGUGUGUGUGUGCAUCUCUGUGUGUGUGUGUGUGUGACUAAAUGUGAAUAUACGAGGAAGCGUACAUUUGUGGAUAUGCUCAUGUUAACCAUGGCGAAGGUUCAUGACAUCGCCGGUGAUGAAUGAUCGUUAGCUUAAGUUCAUUCUCAUGCACAUUUGAUUGCUAUGCGUUUUUCAAGCGGCAGAGUGGCUCAUACAUCAACCCGAAGAUGGGCUCAUCACUGACCGAUCGUGAAUGUGUGCUCUGAAAUUCCUUAGUUUCCAGUACGAUUUAUUUUAAAGUUUGGCCAAUGUUUAAAGACACCGACUAUCUUAACGAAUUUCUCAACGAUUUGAAGCUCUGUGUUUGUAUAUUCAACAAACUCAACUAACAAGUAAUAGAUUAGAGAUACAGUGAAGUGAUUUACAAAAAAAAAACAAAUGAAUUUCUUGAUUGAAAACCAUCCUUCUAAAAUACACAUGGAAAGCAUGACAACUUGAACGUUUUCUAACGUCGUUUAUUCCACUAAUGGAAACACUCAAAGGAAACGAAGAUAUCUAUUAGCCUACACCGCAAAAACCCAUAAGGAAAUUGAUCGAAAAUGUGCUAUGCCGUUUCGAACGGUGGCUCGCUUUUUAGAUCUAAUAGGUGACGGCCAUUGCCACAAACGGUAAGGCGGGGGAAUUUCUAUCCGCUUCCGAAAUAAAACAACAGCAAAAAAUGAAGGGUAAAAUGAGCAGAAAGUAAAGGGAAACUAUCGGUUUCGUUGAACUUUGGUGAUGGUAGCAAGCGAUGUAGUCAAUAUGGUCAAAACGGAAAUGGCCACGCGAAAGGGAGCUACGGCUCGAAAAUAGAAGCAGCAGUCAAUUAUCAACUUAUUGGUGACAGGUGUGCUGGAUGCCGUGAAAGACGCAUCGUACGCUUCCUGAAUUCUGUACUUUUAAUUAGGCUUUUUCAAAUGAGAACUGAAGGUAGGAAGAAAAGUGAAAGAGAAGAUUAAUUUCUCUAUAUAGAACAAUGCUGAAUCAUGUAUUGAAUCACUUCAAAGUGAAGGCUUACAGUGAGGACCCUCAGAUUCAUGAGACGAAUGAUAAGAAGGAAGUAGACUGAUGCAACAGAAAGUGAAAAUUUGCUCUUGUUCGUGGAGCAUGUCUGAGAUCUAAUGGAAAUUUGGGGUUUCUUUUCUUCGUUAAAGUCAUCCAACGUAAACAGUGCGAGUGAGUGUAUGCAGCAGUAUUCGUCUCUAACUGUAGCAGUGCACCUGUGAAAAGUGUCUUUUAUACCGUUAACAAAAUGUGGAACAAACUGUUCAAAAGUAAAUCAAAAUCAUCAAAAAAUCUUUCCAACCGCUCGUGCUCCUCUGGGUUGGAAAUAACGGCACCAAACCCAGGACCUUCGAAGUCCACCUCCAAUGGGCUCAAUGUUGUGGCUCAGUACGAGCAGUAUGGUAGCAAUUUUGGCGAGAUGCCGGAGCCCGUACGAAUGCGAGUACGCACCGCUACACACGAUCCGAAUGCACUCGAUCUGGCCAGCACAACGAAUCAUCGCGAUUCCAUCGGUGUAGAAAUGUGCGGCAUUCCGAUGCGUCGAUCGAAACUAUCUAGUGCAUUUAAAAGUUUGAGCUUGAAGCGAAGUGCUUCCAAAAGCCGCCUCAAAUUAGUUACUAAUCCGCUGGAAGCGACUAGCGGGCACGGCACGGUAGUUACGGUUGACACUGAUGAUGCAGAAAAGAGGAACCUUACCGACUACGAGAUCCUUAGUGCCGGCAAACGGGCAUCGCUGAGACCGUGCAAAUCAGAUAAUAACCUCAGUGAAAAACAACAAUAUACAAAAGCCGAGAAGGAAGAGCCUGUCUACAUCGAAGAAUGCAAGACUUACGAAACGUUCGACCCCUCGUACGAACCACCACCGAAUCUGGAACUGCAACCAUGUCCCAUAUGUCAGAGGAAGUUCGCACCAGCAUCGUUGAACAAACAUAUCAGCAUUUGUGAGCGAGUUCAAACGAAAAAACGAAAACCGUUCGAUUCUUCCCGUCAGCGAAGGGAGGGCACCGAGCUUGCGUCUUAUUUGCCGAAAAAUUUUGGACUUCCUCAAAAGACGGUAAGCUCCUCAAAUGAGGCAAUUCCUGUGCGAAAGUUAAGCCUUAGCAAAACACCUACAUUUGAACGUAAAGAAUUCAGCCCUACAGCGAUGUCCACGUCAAUGCCAAGUGCCGCAAGUACGCCAAAGCCGGUAUUAAAACGAAGCAUGUCGCAACAGAACGAACCGUGUCCAUACUGUGAGCGAUGCUUUGGUAUGAAAGCGUACGAUCGACAUGUCGAGUGGUGUCGUGAGAAAGCACUGCUGAACAGAAACGUCAACAACAACCAAACCAUUUCAGCAGCGAAGGAAAGGCUCCAGGCCAGAAUUCAAUAUAAAGCUCCACAAAUACGAUCGAAACGUGCCUUAAAUCGAGAGAAAUAUUCCGGAAGUUUGAGUUGCGGAGGUUCUACUAACAGCCUUGCGGAAUUAGAUUUGCACAUGCCGCGCCACAAUUCGAUGAGCUCAUCCGUGUCGAGCGAUAACAGAAAAUUCCACCUAUCACCACAUUCAUUGCAGCAAAACUCUUUGGGCAACGUUCUUAGCCUCAACAAGGAACCAAAGAUCACCAAACGAGAAGAGCCCAAAAAAGGCACGAAACGGACCAAGACAUUAACUCUCAGUAGUGAACGACUGCCUAGCGAAACGAACAAUAAUAACAAUAACAACAACAACAUCAUCAUUAAUAAGAACAGUAACCACUGCUAUCACAACAACUUAAACAACAACCGAAAUGAUGUCGGUUGCCGUACGCAGCUAAAAAAUCUACUGAACCGUUCCGUUGUAGACAGCAAUGCGACGGUGCACAAGCAGCACAAACUACGGACUGCCGAGCAGAGAGUUGAGAAGUUCGAAAUCAUUGGCCAUAACCAUAGCGAACGGAUGACCCAUCGACCGGUCAUCGCGCAAACCGUGCGAUGUACGAGUAACAGUGGAUACAGCCCUGAUCGGUACGAUCCAUUCCUGUCUGCUAGACGGCAGCUUGAGGAGUUAUUUUCUCCUACCACGUCCCUGAUUCAUGCCAACUCCCCAGGCAGUACUACCAGUACAUCACGGCUCAAUCAGAUGAGCACUACCGGUGGUACUGCUUCCGACAAAACAACCAAUGUUGGUAAUACAACGAAAAAUGCGCACCACAAUUCGAACUUCCGACGAGCGUACUCGUUGCGAAUGCCACGUAAGGUUUCUCGCCCGAUGUACGUGGAAAAGGCUAAAUCGAAUAUACAGAAGGGUAUCACCGACGAUGGUCCGGUGUCACCCAAUUUUCUCAAAUCGUCGGAGUAUGAUGAAUUGCCGAUCAAAUCGACAUUUAAUGCUCUGCAGAUGGCGGAAGCGAAACCGAAACUGCGUGACUCGAGCACGGUUCGAAAGAAUCUCAAAUUGGAUAUCAAGGAUCCAAACAAUCCGGCCGGUGGUGACAUACCGCUGUCCAAAACGGAUUCGUUGGCCGUAUUUCUUAAGUACGAAAACGAGCUGGCAUUCAGCGAGAAGGAUAUGAAAGACAAAAGUAACAGUCUCAGCAAACGAACGUCAUCGUUAAGUGCAGAAGCGAAUCAACAGAAAAAACAAGACUUGCUAAACAUUGAUGAAGAACAACAAAAGACUACCAAGCGAAGCGUUCCAACACCUGAGGAUGAAUCAGUUAAAAAACAAUCGCAAAAGCUGAUUCCAAUUAAGCUAGAGCCUAUUAACAUAACUUAUAACAGUAAUAAUUCAAGUGAAUCUACUAAUAUUAAACCGCUGGUUAUAUCGCUGGACGCAAUAAUUGGAAAGCCUAGUAUUACGAAACAGAAAGAACCCCCAGCGGACAAUGAUAAUCGUGCUGAUACCAGCUAUAUCGAUCCAAAGCUUAUAAACAAAUGUGAUAACUUACCGAUAAAUCUGGUCAAAUCCUCAACCAAGGAUGUUGAUGGUAGUUGCAGCAGCAGAAGCAGCAGCAUCAUCGGCAAUAUGUCCGCAGAAGGAAAGCAGCUUACAGUCAAAACUGUUGAGACGAAACUGGAACGAUCCGUUGCACCUCCACCGCCUCCUCGAGCUUCUAUAAAUGUGGCACCAAAACCACCAGAACGUACACGUAAAGAAACUAGUUUUGAUUAUAGCAAAACUAACGAUGGGCCAACCAGCAGCGCUGAAAGUAGCACCAGCAACAACAGUAGUCAUUCCUCCAGCCCAGUCGAUCAUAGAGUUAGCCAAAAUAGUACAAACCGUGACAAACGACCACAGCUUACUCGACAAGAUCGGGAAGAUUCGGGAUACCGCACUGGACAGGAGUCUGGACAGUCGGAUGCACAGGAACAGCAGAAAAAACCUUCCAUAUCAUCGUCAACAUCAAAGAAAGAUGAUCAAAUACCCAAGAGCCCUGGAUUGCAAACAACCUUCAAUCUGAACAGGCUGAUAGCGCCAACGUCACCCUUGAGCAAUUUUAUCAAUACACGAUCACCUUCAAGCACUACCACACCGUCCAGUUCUGCUAGCCGUGAUCGAUCAGCCAUAUCCUCUGCGCUAGAGCAGUUUGACGUUGACGAAUUUAUGCAAUCUCUGGAGGAUUUACAUCGACGAUCGCCAGUCAGUGCAAAGGAUUAUAAACAUUCGUUGUUUGCCCGUACAAAUAGCUCCAUCAGCAGUCGUCGUACAACGCCCACCCACCAUGAUCAAACCAAUGGCAAACGAAGCAACAGCCUCGACAGUGGUCACAGCAAUGCCGUUGUUAACGCAAUCCACUACGCACACAAUAAUGAAAGUAGUGGCGUGCCACGAGUGGAUGUGUGUGUGCGGAAUGGUAGCGGCACAGCCAGUAAUAAUAACAGUAGUAAUAGUAGUAGUAGCUUUAGUAGUCCUAGCCAUUAUAGUAACAGCAUCAACAGUAACUCGUACUAUAACAGCAAUUCGAUUAAUAACAAAACUCCACAUAAUCACAGCACUACUGCUGGCAAUGGCCACGAAAAUUCAAAGGGUACCGAAGUGGUUCAUCCGCUGGGACAGCAAUUGAACAACAUGCGAAACUCUUCAGCUAUUGUCCAUCGAAGAAUGAGUGAAGACACAACAGCAAUUUCUCUUCCUGCUGUACCACCGCCUUCUAGUAAUGGCACUACUGGUGGUGGUACGUCCUUAUCGACUAUGCAGAAUUUACCCAGCAUUCAUAAACCAACAACGGCCGACAGUGCGUUAAACGGAAAUGGCAAGAAUGUGCAACAACCUGCACAUCCGUACUACUCAUCACCGAGUCCAGUAAACGGUAGGAAGACUAGCUACAGUAACAAGUCAUAUCACACUAACCAUACCACCGGUACAUCAUCUUCAACACCAACUUCGUCCCAUGUAACCGGGUUCAUGUACGAAACACGGUACCCAUCGGAUUCGUUCGAUCAUCUCGAGCGUGAUCUGCUAAAAAGCGUACAGGAACUAAACCGUAUGUGUGGUUCCUCGUCCUCAGUAUGCUCGAUCGAUUCCGAGGAAUUGUUCAGCGUAGAGGAUUAUCCGCUGAAUAAGCGAUCAUCUGAACGAUCACAGGCUAGUGCUGAUUCAGCGUAUCGCAGCAGUCUAUCCACGCAGUCACCACCAGAUUAUGCACCCCCUGUACCUAUACGUCAGGUACGACCGAAUUCGCGCAGCUCUACCACCAGUCAGAACCAACCUGUGCAGCCAACGAACACACUAGACAGCUCGUUCAAUAGCCUUCCGCUUCACACAUCUCUUCCACCGAUAACCAGUGCUUCGAUCAAGGGGCACAAGCUGGAAGCCCAACCUUACAAAGACAGCCCAGACGGGAUUCCAAAUCUGAUCAUGAAUCCUAUGUCCAAAUUUUGCCAUGAAUGUGGUGCACGCUUCAUGAUCAGCAGUGCUAAGUUUUGCAUGUCAUGUGGCGUGCGGCGAAUUACGUUGGAAUAAUUUGAAUUUGAAUGGAACAAACGUUAGUUUAGUAAAGUAUACAGUUAAAUUUAAAUGCUUCUACAAUUCUCACUAACAGAAAAACAAGUUAUACUAAAAUGGAUUGUUUAUGUUACCACAGCAAAAACAUUGGAUUGUCUAGUGGAAGUCACUGAUGCUGUUAAAAAAUCGUAUAUAAAUAUUGUAACAAAACUUUAUAAUGCACCGCAUAUUAACAAAGACUGAGAACUGUUUUGCCCGUAAUUGGAUGAAUCCCGGUGAGAACUCUAAGUUGAUAAAAUUCACUUCCGCAUUUACUACCAAACUCUCACAUUUGCUAGUGUUAAUAAGUUGAGACUAGCAAUAAAACAAACAGACCCACUAAUUAAUUUAUGUUUCUGCCAGAACGUAAGGAUCGAAUUCUAAAAAAACAUGCAGAACAAAACAAGUUAAUUAUUACUUUUUUCAGUUUAGAAUUACUGGAUGAGAAAAACAGAUGAAUGUAAUAUGCCGAAUAAGCGCAUAAAUACUACAAUCUAUAAUGGAUUUUAACAAAUUUGACACACAACAAAAAUCGUGUUAAUAAUGUAAACCAAAUUGUCGUAGCAGUACGCGUAAUCUUUUAUGAAGAGUUUAACCAUUGCGAAAUUUUGGAUAAAAUGCUAUGAGCUACGACUUUUUUUUAUUUGUUUGCUUUAUUUUGUUUAGUAUUAUGUUACAAAUCAACUAAAAGUGUUUCAUUUUUUCUGUCUCCAUUAGUUUUGCUUCUUAAACUUAUUUCAAUAAUGAAGAAGAAUGAUUUAUAAAUACUUGCAUAUUCCAAAUUUAUAUUGAACCGUUGUCUGAUCCUUGCAAUGUCAUAUCUUGUUUUGUUUUCUUUCGUUUGCUCAACAAACCUAUAUAUUCUGCUAUUUAAGCAAUGUUGGCUGAAAAAUGUAUGAAAACCAUAUUACCCUGCACGAAAUUGUGUUGAGCUUUUUGAGCAUCAAAGUGAAGCCCUGCUUCAAAUGUAAUUAAUCACGAUUUGCACGGAAUUGUUAGUCUGAAUAUAAACCAUGUAAGUGUUUACCUAGCCUGGUACGUUAUGAAAAUGAAUUAAGUGAAAUCAAAAACAAAUUAUAUGAACAAGAGCUUUGUCGAACAUGACAAUUCAGAGUGAAAUUUCAAAAGCAAAUAUUGCCUUGAAAAUAAAAUAGCAUUCAAUAGCAUCCAUAACUAACGGAGUGAUUCAUUUGCUAGAUAAUUAAAGUGUUAAUAUUUUAAAACAUUCAAUAAAACCAAUAACAUGUA